GUCCGUUCGUCGGGCCCGGAUGACAAGAAAAGCCAUAAGGAGGGAGGAAGGGAGAGCACGGAGAACAGGUCAUUCUGGUCUGUCUCUACAAGAUGGUUGGGUGUUACCUGCCUGGGAGGUGCCAGAAGUGUGCAGGUAUGAGUGUUGUUUUUGUGUGUACCUGAGAGAAAGUUAAGACGGGACAGAGAAGGAGAGGGAGCCACAGGGUGAGGAAGACGAAGAAGGAGGAAGACAGAGAGAGAGGUUUUCCUGGGAAUCUCUACUGGGAAUCAGCCAAGAUGUUUAAGAAAAAGGACUCCAAGACCACUUCUGUGAAGAUGAGCAAGUCUGAGGCCGCCGCCUUGGCCCAGCUGAUCGCCAAGAUGCAAAAACACGCCGACUUGGUGGAGAAAGACAUCCUGCGAGCUGAGGAGCUGCUGGCUGUGGACGAUGUAAAUGAAAAAACAGGGCAGCCGUUUCAACAUCAGGCCGAGAUCUCGGAUAAACUGGGUGAGGCGGAGGGGCUGCUGAAGGAACUUUUCCUGGAUGUGGACAAAGCCAAGAAGAACCAACAUCCUCAGGCUCAGGAGAUUGAGACCGAUGUCAUCCACCUUCACGAGCGCUGGCUGAAGGACUGCGGCGUCUACCGAGACAUCUUUGAGCAGAUCGACGAUGUGUCGUUGAUGCCCAUCAUCGACUGGGGGCCCGUGUUCAAUAAAAAGGAAAAACAGGUCAACUCGGAGGAGUUCGGCCCCACCAUGGCGGACGUGGAGAAGCAGAUCGCCACCCACAACAUCCUACACAGAGAGAUCGAAGCCUACAACUCUCAGCUGUGCCUGAGCUCCGCCGGCAGCAAGGAUAAACUGACAGCCCUGAAGAGGCAGUACAACAACCUGCUGGAUAACUCCAGGUGGAGGCAACACUACCUGAAGAGCCUGUAUGAGUACAUGCAGGGCUGCGACAAAGAGCUGUCCUUCCUGGGAGAAGAGCAGAAAAAGAUCAUCAAGCAAGACUGGAGCGACGAAAUGAUGGACCCUCCAGACGUCCGGAGGCAGUACGAGAAUUUCAAGAGAGACAGUCUUGUCCUCCAUGAGGGUGAGGUGAACAAACUCCAGGAUGAGGGGGACCGACUCAUCGAGCUGAAGCACCCGGCCAGCAUCACCAUACAGGCUCAGAGAGACAACAUACAAAACGAGUGGCAGAAAUUCCUCAACCUCUGCAUUUGUCAGGAGACACAUCUGGAAAACGUGGAGGCGUACAGAAAAUACCAACUGGACACGGAGCAGCUCUCAGAGACUCUGACCAAACUAGAGAAGACCCUGGAGUCAAAUUCUGACGUCCAGAGAAGCAAAGCGAAGACGCUUCUGCAGCUGGAGGGGGAGGAGAAAGUGGUGCAGAACUCCGAUCAGCUGCUGGCUGACCUCCGGAGGCGGAGCACCACCAUCGCUCCUCUGAAGCUGCGCCGCGUUCCCGUCAACAGACCCAUCACCGUGGAGUCCUUGUGCGACUGGGAAACAGAGAAGGACUCUGUGUCCCGAGGGGAAAAGUUUGCUCUGAAGUCAAACUCUGACAAGGAGAAGUGGGUAGUGGUUUCAGCAGACGGAGCGACUAAAACCUUCCCAGGUGUUUGCUUCCUGAUCCCACCUCCUGACCCAGAUUCUAUUGACAGUGUGGACAUUUUGGGCAGCGAGCUCGCAGAAAUUAAGAGGAGAAGAGCACAACUGGCAGCGUCCCUAAAAAACCACCACGAUGUUUCCAAAGUCCAGAAGUCAGCGCCGGUGUCCUCUGCACCGCUGGACCCUAAAAUUACCGCCAUGGCCGAGCAGCUGGACAAACUGGACAACGACCUGGCCAAGGCUGAGGAGGGCAUGCGGAACCGCAUUCGAACGCCGCUGAACCGAACCGACCCAACCGGAGAUCUGGGACAGAGGCUGAGGGAGCAGGAGAAAACCAAUAAGACACUGAAGGACCUGGAGCAGAAGAGGCAGGCCGCUCAGGCGGACCUGCAGCCUCUCAUCUCCAAAGAUCUCAACGGCACUUCGUCCGGACUGCCACUCAAACUCAGCGCUGCCACCAACAAGCAUGACGACAUCUCUGCACUCGCUGAGCUCUACAACAAGAAAGCACAAGCAUCUCUCAACUUGGAGAACCAGAUAAAGAAGGUGGAUGGUCUUGUCUCUGGAUUCGAGGAAGACCUCAGCCGAGACGGUCCGAUCCCUGACACCCCAAAAGCCCUUCAGAGCCGCGCUCAGAGCAUCCAGAACCAGAGGAAGUCUGUUACAGCAGCUCAGGGGGACAUGAAGAAGCUGAGCCAGGAUCUGGAGGCCACCGAGCAGCUGUGCAGCUCUCUGCAGAGGGGCUACCAGGAGUACUGCCCCGACAUCGAGCGCCAGAAGACGGACGUCAAGCAGCUUCAGACUCGCUACGCUAAUGUUGCAAACCAGCUGCAGGAGAGAGAAAACAUCUUACACGAAGCUUCAGCCAAGAACCAGGAGUUUCAGAGCACGUGCCAAUCCUUGAACAACUUCUUGGACAACCUGCCAACUAACCAGGUCAACCCCAAAGAUGAUCUCUCCCAGAUCACUGCUAAGACCAGCUCCCAAGAGAGAGUGGUAAACGAUCUGAAGAGGAAGGAGGAAGACGUCGACAGAGUGGCAACACUUUCACACGACCUGCAGUCGCUCCUCAAUGAAUAUGACACAAACGUGGACAGAUUCAACAGCACACUUGAGGAUGCACCACCAAGCAACUCUGACAUGUUCACGCUCUCUGAUGCAAUUGAAAAAGAGGAAAAAGAUUUGGUGAACCGUUACACAAAAGCAACAGCUGAAAGCAUUCAACAGCAAAAGCAGAUGGGCUUGGCCAAGAGCAUCAUUACACAAAAGGAAGACACGGUUCACAUGGUGACACAGAAGCAGGUCCAGGCUGAAAACCAGCAGAAGACCGCCUCUGAUAUACAGGCUCUGCAGAGAGAGCUGAACGAGGAGAAGGAGAGGAGUCUUCAUGCUCAGGCUAGUCUGAAAACCUUCAGAGACAGGAUGAUGUCCCUGAAAAGUCGCAGGGGAGUGGAACGUGUCGAGGAGAAGGAAGUUCUGCAGUACUACCGAGACCCAAAACUGGAAAGCGAUUUGUCUGAUCUGAGAAACACACUGCAUGAGGAGGCGCUGAAACGUAGCGCUGUUCAGUCUGAGGUUGAGGUGAUGAACAAAAAGAUCACCUCUUUGGAGGACAACAUCAAAAACAAGCCACCAAAACUGAUAACUAGAGAGGUGACGGAGUUUGAGAGAGAUCCUCAGCUAGAUGUAGAGGCUGCCAAGUUAAAAGAUGAAAUUGGAAAAACAAAAGACAACAUCAGAGUAAAAGAUGGGGAGCAUCUUAAGAUGCAGACAGAAGUCGAGAUCCUUAUGCAAAAGAGGCCCCCCAUCAAAGAGAAGAUCCUUAAGAAAGAGGUUGUUAAAGUGGAACAAGAUCCACAGAUGUUGAAGGCAGUGCAGACGUUUCAGGUGGAAAUUUCUGAAGAGAGCAACAAGACCAAGCUCCUUAAUGAUCAAAUCUUCCAGACGAGGAGUCAAAUAAAUGCGCUGGAGAGGCUGAUUCCCAACAUCCAGCCAAAGAUCAUCACCAAAGAGGUGAAAAAGGUUGAACAAGACCCUGAACUUAUCUCAGAAAGUGAGAAAAUCCAAAAAGACCUGGAGAGGGAGAAGGCUGAAGCAGACUCCUUGACCAAAGAAGUCAUUGAGCUCCACAGUCGCUACAGAGACAUUCAAGGCCUGAGGCCAGUAGUGGAGGUAAAGGAAAUCGUUAACGAGAUCUACCGCAUUGACCCAAACACAGAGGCUGAGAUCAUUCGCAUUAACAAAAACGUACAAGACCUCAAUAAACAGCGGGCUGAUCUUGAACGAGAGAUCACCAAUGUCACAACGGAUCUGAACAUCCUUCGCUCUCAGAAACCAAAAGUGGAACAUAAAGAAGUUCUCCAAGAAGUGAUCAAAGAAGAGAGAAGCCCUGAAAAUGAGCGUGAAAUUCAGAGGCUAAACGAACAAGUCAACAGCCUGCACUCACGCUGCUUGUCCCUUCAGGAUCAAGUCCGACUGCUCCAGAAAGAGAGGGAUGAAUGGAAGGCUGAGAAAUCCAAGGUAGAAACCAAACUCGUCACCAAUGAAGUCAUCAAGUAUAUGUCAGAUCCACUUCAGGAGAAGGAAGCAGAUCGCUUAAGAAGGGAAGUGCGGGAAGAGGCACAGUUGCGACGUAACAUGGAGGAGAUGGUGUUCGAUCUGCAGAACAAAUACAUAAAUAUGGAAAGGCUGAAACCUGAAGAGAAAGUGGUUACGAAGAAGGUUGUCCACCAACAGAAAGACCCUCAACAAGCCAGGGAGCAUGAGAAGCUCAGCAAAAACCUGGAUGACGAAGUAAUAAGUCGUCGUAGGCUGGAGAUUGAGCUACAGCAGUUAAGAAUAAAGCUGGAAGACAAAGAAAAGAUCCUGAGAGAGAGCGAUGAGCGCCAGAAAAAGAUUCAAGCAGAGUCGGAACUCAGAGAGAUCCGCACUCGCAUCAAUCAGCUGGAAAAUGCCCCACCUCCUGUUGAGGAGAGUAUAGUUGUGGAGGAGGUGCUGAAGGUUGAGAGGGACCCCAAACUGGAGAGGAUGACAAGCGGUUUGCGAUCCAGCAUGGAUAAGGAAACCGGCGACAUAUUGCGUCUGGAGAGAGACAUCCGUAGCACCACUCUGAAACUUGAGGUUCUGCAGAAGGAGAAAUCAGGCGAAAAGACGGUGUAUAAAGAAGUUGUCCGUGUCGAGAAAGAUCAGGCUGUAGAGGCCGAGAGGGACCACUUGAGAGAGCAGGUCUCUCUGAGCAAAUUUGAAAGACAAAAGCUUGAGGAUGAAGUCAGACGUUGCAACGACAAACUCAAUCUUCUGAGGAGUGGCCAAUCCAGUACUUCCAGAGAAGAGACGAGCCUUGUUUUGAAGAGGGAUUCCUUGCUGAGAGAUAAGGACACCCUCACAAGAGAGUUCAGAACGCUGGAGGCCAAGAAACACGACAUAAGCCUGUCUUUCCAGCAACAAAGCCGAUUACUGAGCGAAAGAACGCAACUCAACAGGCAGAAAAGCCUCAAGAUGGAGUCAGAUGUCCAGCGCCUGGAGAGGCAAAUAUUGGAAGAAAAGGACAAGAUUCACGAGCGAGACAGUACCAUCCGAGAGCUUGUGCAGGAGGUGCAAAGAGAGGGAAAUUCAGAGUCAAGGACCAAAGAGACCAACAUGUCUACCAAAAUCACCAUCUUGGAUCCAGAAACAGGUAAAGACAUGUCCCCCUAUGAUGCCUACAUGCAGGGUCUCAUCGAUCGUCCACAGUACCUACAUCUGCAGGAGUUAGAGUGCGACUGGGAAGAAAUCACCUCCACAGGACCAGAUGGUGAGACAUCUGUGCUGCAAGAUCGCAAGAGUGGAAGGCAGUAUUCCAUUAAAGAUGCCAUUAAAGAGGGAAAGAUAACGGAGUAUGAUCUGCAACAGUACAGAGAAGGCAAAAUUCCCAUUUCAGAGUUUUCUCUGAUGGUUGCAGGUAGCGACAAAAAGACCCCGUCUAAUUCAUUCCUCCCAAAGUCUGUCACUCCAGUAAAUUCAGCCCCUUUAAAUCUAUCCAAGGCUGAGGAAACGUACCCAAUUGCAGGAGUGAUUGAUUCAAAUACUGGCACCUGCUUUACAAUACGUACUGCUACCCAGCGCAGACUGAUUGACCGCACCACUGCCCAAAGGCUACUGGAGGCUCAGGCAGCCACAGGUGGCAUCUUUGACAUACAGAACAAGGAUAGAUACACAGUUCACAAGGCAGCAAACAGAGGCCUCAUCGAGGAAAGUCAACUCCAGCGGCUGCUCAAUGCAGAAAAGGCUUUUACUGGAGUGGAGGACCCCACAACCAGAAGGCUUUUGUCUGCGGGUGAAGCAGCUCAGAACGGCUGGAUGCUAAAGGAGACUGCUCGCCGCUACAUGGAGGCCCAGCACUUGACCGGAGGGCUGGUCAAUCCCAAAACAGGUGACAGAAUGAGCAUCACGGAUGCCUACAAGUCCAAAAUGGUUGACAGUACAAUGAUGAGGGAACUGCAGGCCGAGACAACGUAUGAGAAGGAUAUCUUAGACCCAAUAACACAGGAGAAGAUUAACUACAAGCAGGCUCUGGAACGCUGCAGGAAAGACCCGGCAACCGGGUUGCUGAUGCUGCCCAUUUCCUCCAAAGGGUCUGGCUACACAACAGGCACCAACUCCUACAAAUAUUAACCAGUCUAGAUACGUUUACUGAUCAGGGUUAUCCUGUUUGUGAAGCUACGGGGUAAACAAGUACUAGUGGAAAUUUUUGAAAAAAAUGUUUUGUGGAUGUUAUUUACAGUGUACAUUUUGACUCAGGAGACAUCUACUACUACAACUGUCUGUCAAGCUAAAAUAUUUGCUGUUGAAUUGUAUCUGUUUACCAAACAAGUCUUAUGUGGGCAGAUUUGUUUGUUUUUUUCUGGUUUGCUUUUUGGUUUAAUUUAAAAGCACAGAACAUAAAGGCUGCUUAUCUGUGAUAUCGUGUUGUUUGGGAUCCUGGGGCACGGUGCAAUGCUAUUUGCCAAGAAUGAUUUGAUUCUGUAUUACUUUUGGGAUGUUGACACUAAACCUUAAGCUCAAGACUGUUUAAUAUCCAAUGCAAAAAGAUAUAUCAAUAAAUUAUGUGAUUAAAGAGCA
Molecule: messenger RNA, 6695 nt
Organism: Oryzias melastigma (Indian medaka)
Lineage: Eukaryota; Metazoa; Chordata; Actinopteri; Beloniformes; Adrianichthyidae
Gene: evpla
Product: envoplakin a
Exons: 22
Coding region: 279-6248 (1989 amino acids)
Biological process (GO): intermediate filament cytoskeleton organization; wound healing
Cellular component (GO): cytoskeleton; intermediate filament; cytoplasm
Molecular function (GO): cadherin binding; structural molecule activity
Source: RefSeq, a predicted model, not a curated record